Messenger RNA from Miniopterus natalensis, 2425 nucleotides. The record is from RefSeq and is a predicted model, not a curated record. Lineage: Eukaryota; Metazoa; Chordata; Mammalia; Chiroptera; Miniopteridae.
GCUGUCACCCCAGGAGGGCGGGGUGCAGGGUCGGGGCCUUGCACGGUGACAUCCACAGCCCUGGCCCUUCAAGGCACUGUGGGCCGAGCUCAGAAAUUAAACAUUUCUUGCCCAUACGUAACUGGGGAGAUAAUAUUUCUCCCCUCUUACAUAAGUUUAGUCUUCUUACUACACAGAGCAAAUGAUUACCGCCUGAGUGAAUUAACCGUUGGAUUCUCAGACGGUGCAAAAUGAUGGGCCUCCGCCAGCUGGUUUCAAUAUUCGGAAUUAACUGCAAAGAUACAUGGAGACUGACUGUCAGAGGGCAGACGCCAGCCAUACAUUAACAUACUCCCAUUUCCAAAUCUGUUCUGUUUAGUAAUUAAGUAUUACUUUAACCUUUGAGAGUUAUCUUUUUAAAUAUGUUAAAUUAAGGAAUUGUUUAGCCCUAGGAAAACCCAUCAACUACCUUCCUUUAAACUUGUGAAAACGGUUGUGCAAUGGGCUUUUUAGGCAAUGCCAUUGCUAAUCAUAGAUUUCAAAUGUGUGGUUCCAUCACACUUCUUUUCAUCUUGGCAACAACAUUACGUAUUUUUCAGGAAUUUGGGUUUCAAUUUGAUUGGCCAUAUGUUGUUGUUUAUACAACUCCUGUGGCUCAAAGGAUGGAUUAUCGGGUUUAUAGACUGUACUACUGUGUGUCUACGCCUAAGGCGUACCAUUCAUGUUUCUAGGUUGCAGGUAAACUGUAUCAUUUUCCCAAUUUAUGCAGAUUUCCAGUGUUAUUACUAAGUUACAGCUAUGGCAUGCCACCACUUGUGUUAGAAAAUACUUUAAGCAUUUGCUUGGGGAAAGCACUGUACCACACCUAAGCAGCUAAGUCUCUUCAUGCCUAGUCGUUCACUAUGUAAUAUUCAUGGGGCAGUUCCUCCUCUGUCCGCUUAGAAAAGCUCUGGCAUUUGUCAUUUACCAUCCAACAGGCUGUUUUCUCCCACCUGUGCUGGAUCCAGGGCUUGGCCUUUGUGAUCCAGUCUUGAGCUGCCUCAUGAGGCUGCUGAGAACAUCACCUCGUCUUCCACAGAAGGGGCAGAAGCCAGCUUUGUGGAGUGCCCUUCACGUGUGCUGUCAAGUAUUUACGCACAAGGAAAUUGAGACUCUGGAGCAUUAACUUGCCCCCUCCGACCCUCCGGGGCACAGGCCGAGGCUCUAACCACGGAGCCCCACCUGCCAAGGCUUCCCUGUAAUCUCCUGUUUUCCCUUCUUCCAAAAAUAAAAUCAAUGUGCUAAGACACCAAGUUAAUUACAAUUUCACUGGACUUAAGUUCCAGAUCUCAGCAGGAUGUGGUAAAGCACCAGCUUGUUUACAUGUGAUCUCUCCAGGGCUGGGCAUGUUUUAUUAGCUGUUUUAGAUAUAACGCACUUUUUGGGUUUUAUUUAAAAUAUCCUUUUGAUUUUAGCCUACAAUUGCUUUUUGCUCUUUAAAAUGUGUCGUGUCCCUGUUAACAUGGUUGAUGGUGUGUGUUUUUCUUUCUAGUUAUGAAAAACCUCCUCCCGGGCUGAUCAAGGAGGAUGAGACGAAGCCGGAGGACUGUAUCCCCGAUGUACCCGGCAACGAACACGCCAGGGAAUUCCUGGCCCACGCGCCAACGAAAGGACUCUGGAUGCCCCUGGGGAAGGAGGUCAAAGUCAUGCAGUGUUGGCGCUGUAAACGGUACGGUCACCGAACGGGCGACAAAGAAUGCCCUUUCUUUAUCAAAGGCAACCAAAAGUUGGAGCAGUUCAGAGUAGCCCACGAAGACCCCAUGUACGACAUCAUCCGCGACACCAGGAGGCACGAGAAGGACCUGAGGAUCCAGCAGCUGAAGCGGCUCCUGGAGGCCUCCACCUCGACCGACAGCAGCAGCUCCAGCUCAGAGGACGAGGCCAGGCCCAGGAAGAGGAAGAGGAGGGAAAAGCAGAGGAGGAAGAAGGAGAAGAAGAGGAAGAAGCGGCGGAAGCACAAGGCCCCCAGGUCCCGGGAGGGCGCGGGCUCGGACUCGGACUGACGGCCGCUCGGCGCGUCUCAGGUCAGCCCUGCGGCCAGGAGCGGGACUGAGCAGCCGGACCUGGAGAGGGACCGGAGGGCGCCUGGCGUCCAGGCGGGACUCCACCUGCCUUCCCGGGAAGGGCGACCCCAGAGAGGGGCUCGCGGCCCCCCAGGUGCCCGCUCCGGACAGCGCCGCUUCCAGCUGGAAGGCUCCUCCCGGGUCCGCCCCCGGGGUCACUGGGGCUGUGGUUCCUUAGAAACGUCGGGGCGCCGGCCUAAGGGAGCCCGAGGACGCUUCUCCAGGCGCUGUCACCUCCACGGUGAGGCUGCCUAACUCCUGGACUUCAGGCUGGACUCUUCUCUAUUGCUGAAGAUAAUAAAAGCCAUUAUUUAUUUUCAAAUAUAUUUAUUUUUUAUUUCUGA